AUGUCUCCUAAACCAGCUAACCAGAAAAGGAGGAAUAAUGAGAAGCGGAAGGAAAAGUCCCGCGUGGCGGCCCGCUGCCGACGCACAAAAGAGAUGCAAAUCUUCGCGGAACUGACCGCCGCGCUGCCCGCCAAAAAAGAAGAGGUGGAACAGCUGGACAAGGCGUCUGUAAUGCGUCUGGCCAUCUCAUACCUGCGUGUGCGAGAUGUCGUUUCCAUGUUACCCGAGGCUGAUGUUAAACCGUCGAACAUAAGUAGCCCCAAAGGACUUGAAGAAAUACAGUCAGAACUAUCGUAUAUGAAGGCGCUUGACGGCUUCGUGCUGGUGUUGUCUCAGCAAGGCGACAUCGUCUAUUGCAGCGAAAACAUCGCAGAACAUCUUGGUGUUUCUCAGAUGGAGAUAAUGGGUCAGAGCGUAUUCGAGUUCAGCCAUCCGUGCGACCAUGACGAGAUCCGUGAGGCGUUACGCAGCAACACGACCGGUCGCCGCGAUCUGUUGCUGCGUCUCAAGUGCACGCUCACCAGCAAAGGGAGGAAUGUGCAUCUCAAAUCCGCCUCCUACAAGGUUAUUCACGUAACUGGUCAUAUGCUGGCAGCAUCCGAAGAUAAAAAUGUGAACGAAUCUGAGAGCAACAAUAAUGAAGCAGAGGAUAAGAAGAUUGAGGGUGAAGUGACUAAGAUCGCAAACAAAGCCGGAGCGCUUGUGGCUGUUGGACGGCCCAUUCCGCAUCCAUCAAACAUCGAAAUCCCCCUCGAUAGCAAGACCUUCUUAUCCAAACACAGCUUGGACAUGAAAUUCACUUACACCGAUGAAGGUUUAAUGAAUACCUUGGGAUUCGAACCUGAUGAGUUGGUGGGCCGAUCUGUUUACGAUUAUCAUCACGCGGCUGACAGCGCUUCCUUAGUUCAACAGUUUAAGUCACUUUUCUCCAAAGGACAAUGCGAGACCGGCCGGUACCGGUUCCUGGCAAAAUCUGGCGGUUUCGCAUGGGUCGAGACCCAAGCGACAGUAAUCACCGACAAACAACAAAAACCUAUCAGCGUCGUCUGCGUCAACUACGUAAUCAGCGGUAUCGAGUGCAAAGAUGAGGUGUUUGCUGCACACCAAUUGCAGCAUGCAGACUUGAAACCUGUCGUGGCACCGACCGUAAAACAGACUACACCCGUACCAAUCUGCCAACCGGCCACAGAGGCAGGAAACGGCGCCAUAGUAGCUGCUAUUAUCCCAGAAGAGGAGCGUCCUAUACCUGUUACGGAACUUAUUUUCGCACCGCGAAAGAAAGAAAUGAACAAAGGCUUUCUCAUGUUCUCCCAAGACGAGGGACUUACAAUGCUUAAGGACGAGCCGGAAGACCUUACCCAUUUGGCACCAACAGCCGGUGACGCAUGUAUUCCUCUGGAGAACAGUCCUUUUGAUAUGUUCGAUGAAUUCAUUUUGAACGACAACUAUUGCAGCUUACUCGGUGAUGAUCUGGCGAGUGGGUCGCCAGUUGAUUCUUUGGCUGCCGAUUCUUUAUUGUCUUCGCCUGAUCCUCAAGAGACUGAAUCAUCGUGCGAACAGUCGUCCCUAUUAACAGAAUUGACGCUAGAUGCGUUCGACAGCGGCAGAUCGGAUAAUGAUAUCGACGAUGGAAAUUCCCCGUUCAUACCGAUUAGCGAUGAACUCCCAGUCCUGGAAUCCGCUGUUAUGUGGGGCGCAUUACCCGAUAGCGUCAGCCUUGCCAGGCCACAACCUACCGAGCCGCAGGUCGUUUCAUCGGCGCCUGCGCUUCAACGUUUGCUCGCAGCGGCACCCACGGGUCCGCCACCACAGGAUCUCAUUACAAAUAUAUACUCAGACCAUGGUCUAAUUGCAAACAGGAGCGUUUCAACAUGGGAUACGGGUAUCAAGAGAGUGAUGAAGCAGGAUGAGGAGCCAGUCGCAAAGCGUGUGAAACGCAGCCCAUCACCGGCGCCGGCAAACUCAAAGCCAACAUCCCAGUCCUCGAGUGUCCUCAUGAACCUCCUGGACUUACCGCAGCAAAUGCCACGGCAGAUCAGUCCCAAAAAUCCCCAAAACUAUCAACAGGUUGUUAUGAACGGACAGAAACUACCUCCCCUUGGUGCCAUUAAUAGGAACAGUAUUCCUAUUCCGGCUGGCAAUGCACCUGCAGCAAUUCCUAAGCCACCGUGGAUGUUACUACGGCCUACUCACAACGAAAUGGAACAGUUGCCGCCCUGCCAUCGCUGCUGGUUUCUGGAAGGUUGA
Parnassius apollo (apollo) is the source of this 2247-nucleotide messenger RNA. NCBI's taxonomy places the organism in Eukaryota, Metazoa, Arthropoda, Insecta, Lepidoptera, Papilionidae. The record is from the annotation of a GenBank genome assembly.